Messenger RNA from Penicillium robsamsonii, 183 nucleotides. RefSeq lists its product as uncharacterized. Bases 1 to 183 code for a protein of 60 amino acids. The transcript has a single exon. NCBI's taxonomy places the organism in Eukaryota, Fungi, Ascomycota, Eurotiomycetes, Eurotiales, Aspergillaceae. The record is from RefSeq and is a predicted model, not a curated record.
AUGGCUCCCUCUCUCGGGCUGGAACGGAAGGUUUCAAGCCCCAAGUGGCAGAGAAUUGGUAACUGGCUUCACCGACGGUUUGCUCGAGCUUCCCAAGGAUACACAGUCAGUGUUACCGAUGGACAUAGCCCCGAUAGCAAGAUAAAGGACCAGGCUCUAAGGGGAAAUGGCUCGGUGAACUAG